Gymnodraco acuticeps is the source of this 3517-nucleotide messenger RNA. It is a transcript of the gene pitx2, whose product is annotated as paired-like homeodomain 2. Gene Ontology annotation, molecular function: DNA-binding transcription factor activity, RNA polymerase II-specific; RNA polymerase II cis-regulatory region sequence-specific DNA binding. Lineage: Eukaryota; Metazoa; Chordata; Actinopteri; Perciformes; Bathydraconidae. The transcript has 3 exons. Gene Ontology annotation, biological process: anatomical structure morphogenesis; regulation of transcription by RNA polymerase II. Gene Ontology annotation, cellular component: nucleus. The record is from RefSeq and is a predicted model, not a curated record. Bases 1124 to 2128 code for a protein of 334 amino acids.
GUUAAGCACCCAGAUAAAGUAAUCCGCCGUCAACAACCUGAGUCUGGUGGUUAACUGCGCUCCGGUGGGGUUCAUUUAAUGGAUAUUUGAACGUCAACUCUGGGGAGGGCCAGAGGAUCGUCUCAUUUGACAAGUAGUAUGACAAUGCUUUUCCUAAGUGGAUAUCACAGAACGUUGUACUUUAUAUUCAAGUAAGAUUAUGAAGAUUAUACAGAUAAUGCUUACAUUCAAUGCAUUUGUUUGCCUUUCGGUAAUACUGACACAAGUAACGUACCGUUAUCUUGCUCUAACGUUUGGCAUAGCACUGUUUAGACAUAUUUUAAACAGCGUGUAUUUUGACAGGAUCAUUGUGCUGUAGUAGUCUGUUGUUUGAUAUUCAGUGUGCCGCUUUUCUUUAUGCGGCUUUCAAUACAAUCGGCUCGGUGGCUCGCUUUAUCCACAAAGAGUCCCUGAGUAAACUGCAGUGACAGAGCCUGCGGCUCAUCUUGGGUAUCAAUAGAACUGCAUCGUUUUACUGGGCCACUGGACCCAUCUCAUAAAAUGAGGCCAAACUGUGUUAUUUUCAUUUGUAUUUGGUCUUGGGCUGCUGCGCAACGGAGCACCGUGGGUACACCGUGCGUCCCAUCUCUCUUUACAUGCUUUUAUUUGGAAAUGAAAAAUAAGCGCCAGCUCCGGCAUAAACACAUUGGCACACAGAUCUCGUUUCUGCGAGCUCCGGUUGGUUAGGCACACCGUCAUAUGCACAUGCGUGUGCCUGUCAGAGAGGGGGCGGGCGCAACUCGGUGACGUGGAGCUGUGGAGAGAGGCACAGCUGAAAUGAAGAGAGAGCAGUGUAGUGUAUGCCUCUGGAUCUAAUAUCACCUACCUGUCCUUGUCACUCUGAUAGUCAGCCGAGGUAGCCACUGUUUCCUGCCGGAGCUAGUAUGGCAGCACUCAAUGGCCUAUUGUAAAGCAUUUUCCAGUUUUAACAGAAAGAAGGUUUUAUCUCAACCGCAAGAGGGACUGCUCUGGUGCGCGUUUUUUGGAGAAUCGAACAAAUUCCGCAGACGGACUUUCCGCUUAUCCUUGCUGUACUAGAGGGACUUACUCUGCUUUUGACAGCCAGUUUUGCGAUCUUCCGCCAAUGAACUCUAUGAGGGAUCCUUUAAACACUGACCAUCACCACCUCACAGGGAAUAAACUUGCCUCCACGCACCACACGGCUCUGGCGAUGGCCUCUACUUUACAGCCGCUGCAGCGGUCUGUGGACUCUAAACACCGGUUAGAGGUGCACACAGUGUCGGACACGUCCAGUCCGGAGUCUGUCGGUAAGAACCGCUUGGGGGGGGCAGAUGUUUGCAGCAAGGCGCCGCAGAUGUCAUCUCGAUAUCAAACAAAAGAAAAAGAAAAGAACCAAAAUAAAAACGACGACUCUUCAGAUGACCCAAAAAAGAAGCGGCAGCGGCGGCAGAGGACUCACUUUACCAGCCAGCAGCUGCAGGAGCUCGAGGCCACCUUCCAGCGGAAUCGCUACCCGGACAUGAGCACGAGGGAGGAGAUAGCCGUGUGGACCAACCUCACAGAGGCCCGGGUCAGGGUUUGGUUCAAGAACCGGCGAGCCAAGUGGAGGAAACGGGAAAGAAACCAACAAGCCGAGCUCUGCAAAAGCGGCUUCGGCCCGCAGUUCAAUGGACUCAUGCAGCCCUACGAAGACAUGUACCCGAGCUACACGUACAACAACUGGGCCGCCAAGGGCCUCACGUCGGCGUCUUUAUCUACCAAAAGCUUCCCUUUCUUCAACUCCAUGAAUGUCAACCCCCUAUCCUCGCAGAACAUGUUCUCGCCGCCCAACUCCAUAUCCUCCAUGACUUCCAGCAUGGUUCCUUCGGCGGUGACCGGAGUGCCGGGCUCCAGCCUCAACAGCCUGAAUAACUUGAACAACCUCAGUAACCCGUCCCUCAACUCGGGGGUGCCCACGUCGGCGUGCCCCUACGCGCCUCCGACCCCCCCUUAUGUGUACAGGGACACUUGUAACUCCAGCCUGGCCAGCCUGAGACUGAAAGCCAAGCAGCACUCGAGUUUUGGAUACGUGCAGAAUCCGGCCGCUAAUCUGAGCGCCUGCCAGUACGCCGUGGACAGACCAGUCUAAUACCUACCUGCACAGCAAACAAUGACCCCCUUCGCAAGUCAUUAUAGGUGUAGUGACGCUAUAAGUGUUGUUUUUCUCUAAAGGGAGUCUGGCAGUGAAAUAAUUGUACUUUUUACACGUGUUUCAGGACAUUUCUUGAUUUUUUUGGAUUGUGACUUGCAUUAUUCUCACUUUUUCCAUCAAGUUGUUGCCACUUGUUUCUUGAACAUCCCCACACUCCUUAAAGAAACAAGUGAGACUAUUCCAUCCGUUUAUUUUUUGGGGAACGCAUUAGAUUUUUAGGGUGAUUACAAUACCUAUUGGUUUGUUAUGGGGGUCAUUUUUUGCAGUGUGUGGGUAAUCACAAACAGCCGGCCACAGGAACAAGAGACUACUACAACUACUUUUUCAUUUUUCAAAAAAGGGCACUAGAAGACUGAACCACUGAAACAAGUUAAACUCCAGGUCGGAGUCAAAACUGAAACGGGAGAUUUUAGGUUUAUUCCCCUUUGAUGAGUCCAGGCCUGCUUCAAACUGCACCACAGUAAACAAAAGGCCUGUUUUAUUCUUCAUAGCUCUUCGUGAGGGGUUUUUUUCUGGUGGAUUUUGGACGUUUAUUGUUGACUGAAAAGGUUGUAUAUAUAUUUGAAUUAUCAUCUCCUGUUUGUUGAAGCGAAUGCGCUAUAACCCUCCAGUCCUCUCCAGGUUCAAUUUAUCAACGCAUGUGAAAAAAAAAAAAAAUCCUAAAAAGGAAUCAUGUUUUGCUUGCAAACAAAAAGGGAAUGUACAUACUAAAACGCACCAGUUGUGUGUUUCUAACAUAUUAUAAAUUUAUUAUUAAUGUCUGUGUGAAUAUCGACUUAGAAUAGCAAUUCUGGAUAAAAAAAAAAGAAGCAUCAAAAAUGUUCCUGCGACAAAAUUAUUUGUUUUUUUGCUCUGUGUAUACUAUUUGGUACGGAAUUAUGUUUUUUUUUUUUCAACAUCCAAAAAAACGAUUGUGUUUUAUUUAAUGGAAGUAAAUAUAUUGUUCAAAAACAUUCUGAUGUUAUUGAAUCUUUGUGUUGGUAGUCUGUUAGUGGAGUGUAAAGCAAUGACAGUCUGUCUAUAGCCUUUCGAUUAUGUGAGGUGCUUGUGCGGCUAAUCUAUAGAGGAAAACAAUAGCCGCUCCAAUACACAUAGCAGCGAGAUGCUCCGUCAGAUUAACUGCUGAAUACAUGUCUGCCUGCCCAGCCAAACUGGGCACUGGUGCUUGAAAUAACACGGGAAUCAACAAACAGGAGGGAGACCACACAAUGGCGACAACAGUCCAUUAGGGUUUGUUAUUUCUUCCAGUGUUUGAACUCAGGAGAGAUUGUAGUUCCCUUAAGGGGAUUAUUAUGGAAACGUUCACAAUAAACAGCUUUAAAUAAA